UCCCAGCGUUCUUGGGAGCCCUCCACGCAUUCUCCAGAAUUCUCGCUCCUUUUACAACACAUUCUUUUCGUCUUUUCGUCAUACCCAUCCAUCCAAAUGGACCACUCACGUCCUGUCCUGUCAUCUCAAAGAUACUCUCCAACAUCAGACUACGCAUACGAAACCGAUCACGAACUAAUGCCUAUGACACGACAGCCUCUUAGUAAAUCCACGGGCAACGUUCAAUCACAUAGUCUGGCUACUCUGGCGCUGUGUAAUCACUCCUUAUCACCACCUCUGCAUUCUAUACCAACACCACCUAUAGUCCCAAUACAGGCUUUGACCUCGACUUAUGGGACAAGCUUUCGAGGUGGACGCUCUUUACACCGAGAUGUAUCGUUACGAGAGUCACCAAUGGGUUAUCCGAGGGGCAGAAAAAACCCCAUCUAUGCUUAUAAGCACUUCGCCGAUUAUCGUAAUAAAGUAAUGCAAAAGGAGCUCGAAAAGGAAAAACCGAUAUGGCCGCUAUGGUUGGAGGAUGCCUUCCUCGAUGCUCUCCUUUUAAUCCCACAGAUGGGCCGGAAGAAGUUCAGCUCAAAGACCAUCCUUUACGGGCGGAAUAUGCUCAUCACAGAAUAUCUAUGGAUCUACCACUGGCUCUUACAUCCCCCACAGAACGGAGAGGCUAUACCAAACAGACAGGAAAGGGAAAAGGAUCCGGACGAUCCGAAAGGAAAACCUCACCCAAUGUACAGGGGGCGAAAGCAGGUAUCAAGCCAUAUCCAAGUUUUGAAAGGCUUCUUCGCUACAUUGGUCACUUUCAACUUCAUAUUUCCAAGCAAAAAAGACGCCAAGGAAGAAGAUAGAAAGUUAAUAAGGGACGAUGACGACACAGAAUCCUUCAAGAACAACCGAGUGCUCAUCUCCAUAGCCGACGGUCGCCUUCCCGAUGAAAGGCCAAACUAUGAGUACUUCGCUCGCCUUCUCAGUGCUGAUAAUGAUGUUUUCCUGCGACCAAAACAAUGCUGGAUCUUCGUCUCGUCGUCUCAAGUCAUCCUCAAAGAGAAGCAUUUGAAGAUGGACGACGGCACUACGAAGAAGCAGGUUACAGGAUGUACGCCUAGCGGGCACUGUCUCAGAGAGUCGGACUACCCUCAUCUCAAGCUUAAUGACGGUAAGGAAUACAAAGACUUACCACGAAACGGGGACCAACCGACUGUGCUUUUGCACGAAUACACAAGGUCACUCGCGCAAAAGGAAUCAUCUUCAAUUAAAGACAUAUCCAAUCGAUGGGAUGUCCAUUUCCCUGAGCUCAGAGAAAAGCUCCUUGCUGCACUAGACGACACGCACCCAUCGGACGAGAGGACAUCACGGUGUGUUGUUGGACCCUGCGACACUUUCCAAUUCGAAGUGACGCUUGACUUGCACGCAACGUCCAAAUUUCCUGACGGAUCUGAGCUCAAUGGCAUGGUUGAGCUCUCGAUAAACAGGCCUGAACUACACAACCAGAGCUGGAGGUCUGUGACUUCUGUCGUAAAGCCAGAAGAGCUUCAUAUCUCCGGGUCAGAACCUGACUUCUGGGACCGCAGCAACCCUGUUGAGGUUAUCGUCUCACAUCGUGUUGGCUGCAAUGGCAUAGGGCGAUGCGAUUGCGCAUCUCGUGGCAGCCGCGAUACUAUCGGCGUUCCGUUCCCGGCUGCGAGCUGGGCUAAUACUUUUAUUAAACUAGCACCAUACGUGACGGCGGAACGGGAACGUCGAGAACGCAAGGGCCGCGAGCAGGAUUCUACUAGAGCAUCCCAGCCUUCCCGAGCAGAACGCGAAAGCGCAAGAACGAAGAAGGAAGACAGCGGAUCGGACAAGGGUGGCAACAAAAUGCCAACUCCCAAAGAACUCUUGUCUCAGGUGGCUAUGUAUCAAGAGAUCUGGUCUGCACCCAAUGAGGGCCCUGGCAAUGGUAUCGAAGGUGGGAAGCGCGGAUGGACAAGGCGCGCAGUCAUAUUAUGGACCUUCGUCCCUGUACACGACAAGAAGAACGAGAAGGGAAAGACAGUCACCGUCGCCCCCGGCACGAAUUGGCGCUUUCUAACCAAGAUCGACCCGACAUCUGAAUACCACCAGCAACGUGCGUAUAUGCCGGGCUCACCUUCGGUCUCUCGUGAUAAUGUUAUGUCGCCUAAUCCUGGUUACCAGGCCCACCUUAACGCCUCCAUGCACGAGAAUCUAAGCGCGGCGUAUGAGGCUGCUCCUGUCCUACCAUCAAGCACAUUGCCAAGUCAGCACCACCAACAUUCUCAGCACGCUUCGCAUCAUCAUAGUCACCCUCACAGCAAUAACCAUAACCAUAACCAUAUACCCCCGGGCCUAGAUCUCCUGGAAGGCUUUGAUAAUGGCCUCGUUACACCGCCACCUACGGCAUCGCUAACGGGCGGUUAUCCACAUAACUUUGACGAUAAUGCCAGCGGGGACUCGACACUUCAUCAUCAGUUGAGCUUCAUAUCAGAUGCCACGAGCGGUGCCGGAACCAACACUAUCCCUGCCGAGAUUACCGGCGGCAGUAGUCACAGCGGCAGCAGUGCUGGCACAGAUCAUUUCCUCUCCGGCUUAGGCGUACCCGUAUCAUCAUACGAAGACAGCUGGACAGUCUCAGCGCAAAGCAACGGUCUUAGCCUCGACACUACAAGUUGGGGAGUGGGCGUCAGCUGGGCAGAUCCCACAGGCGGUCUAACUAGUGCAACUACAAGCGCCUCAACAGGAGAACCGUUAUGGGCUAAUUCUCUCCCCGGUACCGUUAGCGAACACAACUCCCGUGACACCAGCUUCAGCGGCGCGAGCAGUUCGCAUUGGGGCGGCCCCGGAGCCGAGGAGAAAGAAUCCUCCCUAUGGGCGAGCAAGACAGAGCACAGUUCUCACCAUCAGUACGCCGCCCAACAGCAGCAACAAGACCCAUGGGCCUCGUGGCAGGCUGCAAGCACGGACCAGCCUACUUGGAACAUGGAUACACAAGAUUUUGCACUAGACCUGGGAGCCACGAGCAACUCAGGGUUGUCGCAUACGAAUAUGCGGUCCCACCCGCAGACCCAGGUCGCAGGGCGUAAGCGCUCGCGCGCGGAUAGCGUUGGUGCGGGUGCCGGGGACGAUACAGUGUACCCCGUGCACUCUAUGCGGAAGCUGUCACAUCCGACUGCCCUUCCCAGCGGCCGGGGUCAAGCGCAAGGGCGGACAGGCCAGACCGCGCCCACCGCUGUUAUGGAUGGUGGGCAGCAGGGCUACUUGUAAAACUGCAUUGUCCAUCUACCUAACCUAGGUACUCUUUCUUACCACAUUUUACUGUUGAUCUCCGGUGUACACUAUUAUUACUACUAUUACUACUAUUACGGUCUACGGUUUUCGGCGCUCGUCAACUUAGGUUAGGUGUAGUCAUAUUUUGGAGUAUAGCUUUGAUUAGCAUGGCAUGCACUUACUUGUAUUAUUGGCAGGUAGGCGUUCUACUUGGGGUUUCUCUGCCGGCCUUUGAUCAAGCGCCGCUGGUUCUUUCGGGGAAAUUAGGAAAUGGGACGGUUCGGCGGUAAACGGUGUUUGUAUUAAUUUUGAUCUUUUAUCGUGGACUUGCAUCUAUGCAACUAUAUUAUAUCACAUCUAUAGUUAUUGAAGUCUAAAAUCCUUUCAGUGAUAUCCGCCCCCCCUACAUGCUGUAACUAAUGCAUGUGACAUCAACUAUUCAAAUCGUCUAGUCUUAAUUAUUGUGUCCGCCAUCUAAGAUGAGCAGA
Messenger RNA from Daldinia caldariorum, 3749 nucleotides. RefSeq lists its product as uncharacterized. NCBI's taxonomy places the organism in Eukaryota, Fungi, Ascomycota, Sordariomycetes, Xylariales, Hypoxylaceae. Gene Ontology annotation, biological process: regulation of transcription by RNA polymerase II. The coding region runs from base 97 to 3258 and encodes 1053 amino acids. The record is from RefSeq and is a predicted model, not a curated record. Gene Ontology annotation, cellular component: transcription regulator complex. Gene Ontology annotation, molecular function: DNA-binding transcription factor activity, RNA polymerase II-specific; RNA polymerase II cis-regulatory region sequence-specific DNA binding. The transcript is spliced from 3 exons.